CUUCACUUCACCUGUUCAAAAUUUUCUUUUUCGUUUCUGAUUUUUUUAAUCCCUUUUUCGUAGGAUUCUCAGGAAAAAAAAAAAAGGGUAUUUAGUGAAAGGUAAGGAUGUUAGAGCAGUUGCUUAUUUUCACUAGAGGAGGAUUAAUCCUCUGGACAUGUAAAGAGCUUGGAAAUGCUCUUAAAGGAUCGCCAAUUGACACUUUGAUUCGAUCUUGUCUUUUGGAGGAACGAUCUGGUGCAGCAUCUUACAACUAUGAUGCUCCUGGUGCUGCAUACACCCUUAAAUGGACUUUCCAUAACGAGCUUGGCCUCGUGUUUGUUGCUGUGUAUCAGCGGAUCCUCCAUCUACUGUAUGUUGAUGAACUGCUUGCAAUGGCCAAGCGUGAGUUUUCUGAAAUUUAUGAUCCUAAGCGAAUGAACUACAAUGAUUUUGAUGAAACUUUUAGGCAGCUUAGGAAAGAGGCAGAAGCCCGAGCUGAAGAAUUGAAGAAAUCCAAACACGUGGGUAAGCCUGUAAUUGAUGGUAAGAAACAAGGGCAAGUGAAAAAAGGUGGGUUUGAAGGAGGAAAUAAGAAAAAGAGUGAAGCAAAUGAUGGUGGUGAUGGUGAUACUGGAAAAAGCUAUAAAUUGGAGACUGGACACUCCAAUGGUAAUCAUGUUAAUAUUGAAGGGUCUAGGGCAGUUGUCGCUAACAGUAAAGAAAAUGCGAGCUCCAAUGUUGGAGCUUUUGAUGUAAGCAAGCUUCAGAAGCUUAGAAGUAAAGGUGGAAAGAAAACUGAUACUGUUGUUAACAAGGGUUCCAACGUGCACCCAAAGAAAAAGAUAACAAAAAAGAAUAGGGUUUGGGACGAUUCACCUCAAGAGUCAAAAUUGGAUUUUACAGAUCCUCUGGAGGAGAAUGGGAAUGAGAAUAUAGAGGUUGUGGGAACUGAUCAUGGUGAAAGCAUGAUGGACAAAGAAGAGAUUAUCAGUAGUGACAGUGAGGAUGAAAGUGAGGAAGUGGGGAAAGAGAGCAAGCCUGAUACUAAGAAGAAGGGAUGGUUUUCAUCUAUGUUUCAGAGUAUUGCAGGAAAGGCAAAUUUGGAGAAGUCGGAUCUGGAACCAGCUCUGAAAGCUCUCAAGGAUAGGUUGAUGACCAAAAAUGUGGCUGAGGAGAUAGCUGAGAAGCUUUGUGAAUCAGUUGCGGCCAGUCUUGAAGGUAAAAAGCAGGCAUCUUUCACGAGGAUAUCUUCAAAAGUGCAGGCUGCAAUGGAAGAAGCUCUUGUUCGUAUAUUGACUCCUAGGCGCUCUAUUGACAUAUUGAGGGAUGUACAUGCUGCCAAGGAACAGAGGAAACCAUAUGUUGUUGUUUUUGUUGGUGUCAAUGGGGUUGGAAAGUCCACUAAUCUAGCUAAGGUAGCAUACUGGCUCCUGCAGCAUGAGAUCAGUGUUAUGAUGGCUGCUUGUGAUACAUUCCGGUCAGGAGCUGUUGAGCAGCUGCGCACUCAUGCACGUAGACUUCAGAUACCUAUAUUUGAAAAGGGCUAUGAGAAAGAUCCUGCCAUUGUAGCAAAGGAAGCAAUUCAAGAGGCAGCACGCAAUGGUUCUGAUGUGGUUCUUGUUGAUACUGCUGGUCGGAUGCAGGAUAAUGAACCGUUAAUGAGAGCUCUCUCAAAGCUCGUUUACCUCAACAAUCCAGAUUUGGUCUUGUUUGUUGGAGAGGCAUUGGUUGGAAAUGAUGCCGUAGAUCAACUAUCGAAAUUCAAUCAGAAAUUAGCUGACCUCUCUACUUCACCCAAUCCAAGACUAAUAGAUGGGAUUCUUCUUACAAAGUUUGAUACAAUUGAUGACAAGGUUGGAGCAGCACUGUCAAUGGUUUACAUCUCCGGUGCACCAGUCAUGUUUGUUGGCUGCGGACAAUCUUAUACGGAUCUCAAAAAGCUCAAUGUGAAAUCUAUUGUCAAGACACUUCUCAAAUGAGUGGUGUCUCUAAUUCUUGUUUGUUGGGUGAAUGCUGUUCUUUCCCUUGGCAUGCUUUCAAUCCUGUUAUGAACAGUUUACAUUCUGCCAAAGUUCUAUGUUUGUCCUGUUCUUUUCUUGUUUGUUCUUGGAGGUGUUGAUGUUAGUUAUUGAUAAGUGUUGAUCAAUUUUAUUGUUA
Molecule: messenger RNA, 2139 nt
Organism: Hevea brasiliensis (rubber tree)
Lineage: Eukaryota; Viridiplantae; Streptophyta; Magnoliopsida; Malpighiales; Euphorbiaceae
Exons: 10
Coding region: 108-1961 (617 amino acids)
Biological process (GO): SRP-dependent cotranslational protein targeting to membrane
Cellular component (GO): signal recognition particle receptor complex; endoplasmic reticulum membrane
Molecular function (GO): ATP hydrolysis activity; GTPase activity; signal recognition particle binding
Source: RefSeq, a predicted model, not a curated record